Molecule: messenger RNA, 573 nt
Organism: Sipha flava (yellow sugarcane aphid)
Lineage: Eukaryota; Metazoa; Arthropoda; Insecta; Hemiptera; Aphididae
Product: glutamic acid-rich protein-like
Exons: 2
Coding region: 1-573 (190 amino acids)
Source: RefSeq, a predicted model, not a curated record
AUGCCGUUGUUCGGAAGUUCGCCGGAUGCCUGGAUUUCAUACGACGCGCCCUGCUUUCGGCCUCGUCCGUACGACGUGCCCCACUCUCGGUCUCAUUCGUACAAUGCGCCCUGCUGUCAGCCUCGUCCGUACGACUGGCAGUCCUUGUUUAAAUGCCCUAUGAAAGUGGACGAAGAAGACAGAUCAGAACCUAUGGAAGUGGACGAAGAAGACAGAUCAGAACCUAUGGAAGUGGACGAAGAAGACAGAUCAGAACCUAUGGAAGUGGACGAAGAAGACGAGACAGAACCUAUGGAAAUAGACGAAGAAGAUGAGACAGAACCUAUGGAGGUGGAUGACGAGGAUUAUUCAGAGCCGAUGGAGGUGGACGAUAAUGGUAAUUGCGGACUAGAAGAGAUAGACGAAACGCUUGAAAUAGACGAUAGGAUGGUGGAAUUCAUAGAUUUGGACGAUUUUGAUGAUGAUGAAACAGACGAGGACGAUGAUCUAGAUAAAAAUGAUGACAAGCCAAUUUACACAGACAGCGGAUCGGAAGGAUCGUUGGAUAUGGAUUUGGAUGACGGGAUGAGUUAA